UUAUCGUCACUGACAUAAAUCUUUUCUAAGCCCUAAGCCCACCACCGUCCCCAGCCGCCGCCGCCGCCGCCGCCGCUCAAUCCCCCGGACCGCCCCUCCCACGGAAACACUCCGCCAGUCUCACGCGCGCCUCCGCCACCACCGUCCCCGUUCUUCCCUCCGCGGGGACGUCGCGCGUGCCUCUCCACCCCGCCCGCAGCUUGAGCGGCCAUUGAGUCCGGAGGUAUGGGCUAGGUUGUUCAGCGAUUAGCGAAAUCCCAGCGACCAUCUACACCCCGCCCCUGCGAUUCGCGCCUCCCAUGCUCCCGCGGCGGCUGCAGCACCGCAAAUGCGUCACCGAAUGCUGCAGGCACGUCAGGGCUCCACCCGCUGAAUCAUCCGCCCGCCGCCGCUUCUCAUUGCUCGCUGUUGCGGCGCAGCCAGCCGACUACACCUCCAGCAGCGACGAUGCCGACGACAGGCCCAGCUGCGCUCCUGCUGAAACCGUCCAGAUAAGCAGAGGCCGCGGCCUGAGCUCUGCCAGAGUCGUCCAGAACCUCCGGCUCCUCAAGAGGAGGCCCGAUGUCGCCUUGGCUUACUUCAAGGACACCGAGAGCGUCGGCUUCAGCCACGACCUGUCCACCUAUGCGGCGAUCGUCGACAUCCUGUCCAGUUCCGGCCAGUCCAGGAUGCUCUUCUCCCUGUUCCGUGAGAUCGUCUCGCGUGGCGGCGGCCCCGAAAUCCUGCCGCUCAUGGAUCAUCUCAGAAGAACGUGCGCCGCUUCGGAUUCGCUCGUGUCUGCGACCAAUUGCUUGGUCACGGCGUACAUCACUUGCUACGAUGCGCAGGAUACGAUAGGGUUGUUUGGUGAGCUUUGCAGGCUCGGAGUUGUGCCGUCGGUUUGGGCUUGCAACGCGCUUCUCAGAUUUGCGGCUGACCGUGGUGGCUCGGAGGUUGUUUUAUCGGCUUAUGACCAGAUGAAGCUCCUUCGGCUGACUUUGGAUGCUCAUGCGUUGGGCAUUAUCACUAGGUCUCUUUUUCAAGAGAAGAAGGCAGACAAAGCAUUUGAAGUGUGGGUCGAGAUGAUUGGAUCAGGAGCGAAACCGGAUAUAAGUGGAUACUCGUCGUUUUUAACUGGUCUGUGUGAUUGCGGAAAGAUUGAUUUAGCUUAUGCUAUUCUGCAAGAGAUCAUCAGGGAGGGCAUUCAAGUUGACUCCAUGGCCUAUAACAAGGUAAUGGAUGGGCUAUGCAAGGAGAUGAGACUGGAGGAGGCUGAAAAGCUCUUGGAGAGCAAGAUCAGACUAGGAUUCAAUCCUGAUAUAUAUGGCUAUAGCUAUCUCAUCCGGAGUUACUGCAAAAAGGGAGACAUACUUAAGGUGCUGGAUCAUUAUCAAGCAAUGGAAUCCCAUGGUCUCGGAACAAACUGCCACAUUGUGAGUUAUCUUCUACAAUGCUUUACAAAGGUAGGCAUGGCAUCUCAAGUUACUGAGUAUUUCCAGAAAUUUAGAGAUUCAGGGGUCCAUCUAGAUGGGGUUCUGUAUAACAUUGCUAUGGAAGCCUAUUGCAAGCUCGGGAACGUGGAUGAGGCGGUUAAGCUACUGGCAGAAAUGAAGACUGACGGCCUGGCUCCUGACAGAAUCCACUAUACAUCCCUGGUCAAGGGUUAUUGCUCGAAGGGAGAUAUACCAAAUGCACAGCAAGUGUUUGAAGAGAUGCUGAAGGCCAAUGUAAAGCCAGAUGUGGUCACAUAUAACAUUCUGGCCAGCGGAUUUUGCAGGAGUGGUCUUGUUACGGAGGUGUUUGACCUUCUAGACCAUAUGCAGGAUCAAGGGUUAGAGCCUAAUUCACUUACUUAUGGUGUAGCAAUUGAUGGAUUUUGUAGAAGAGGCAACCUUAGUGAAGCGGAGGUGUUAUUUAAUAUAGUAGAAGAGAGAGGAAUUGAUCACAUUGAAGUACUGUACAGUUCGAUGGUUUGUGGCUAUUUAAAUUCAGGAUGGACUGAUCAUGCUUACGUGCUCUUUCUUAGGGUUGCUAAUCAAGGAAAACUUGUGGAUCAUUUCUCAUGUUCUAAGUUGAUAAAUGACCUUUGUAGGGAUGGAAAUGCCCAGGGAGCUUCAAAUGUAUGUAGCACCAUGUUAGAAAAGAAUGCUGUUCCUGAUCUAAUUUCAUAUAGCAAGCUCAUAGCAGCCUAUUGUCAGACAGGAGAUAUGCACAAUGCUCGUUUAUGGUUCCAUGAUAUGAUUCAGCGAGGCCUUUCUGCGGAUGUUAUUGUAUACACUGUACUAAUGAAUGGUUACUGCAAGGUUGGUCAGAUGCAAGAAGCUUGCACAUUAUUUGUUCAGAUGACAAGUUUAGGUAUUAAGCCUGACGUAGUUGCAUAUACAGUGCUACUCGAUGGUAACCUAAAAGAGUACCUGCAGAAAUGCUGGCAGGGCAUUAGUAAGGAGACAAGGAGCGUUCUUCUUAGAGCAAAGCAGAACCAGUUGCUCAGCUCUAUGAAAGAAUUGGAAAUUGAACCUGAUGUACCCUGUUACACUGUAUUGAUUGAUGGGCAGUGCAAAGCAGAUUAUUUAGAGGAAGCACGGGGACUAUUUGAUGAAAUGUUGCAGAAAGGACUUGCUCCUGAUCUUCAUGCAUACACGGCUCUUAUAAAUGGAUAUUGCAGCCAGGGAGAAAUAGCGAAGGCGGAAGAUCUUUUUCAAGAAAUGGUAGAUAGGGGAAUAAAGCCAGAUGUACUGACCUUUUCUGUCUUGAAGAAGAAGUCCUGAGGCAUAGGCAGGAUCAGCCAUCUAAAGGUAUAAACGAUGCCCCCCAUAGGGGGCUUCACAGCGCUCAGCGCUUCUGGUCCAUCAGAUCUUCCCAUCUGGCCAAUCUCGUCCGUUCGUUCUAAGCUGUGAGCAAGGGUGCUGGUUGGUUCUCCUGCUAGAUAAAACCAUGCAACAGCUGUGUGUUACCCGUCUGAGACUGCCCGUGGGUCCCAUCUUCGGCCGGGUCUACUCGUCGGUCGCUGCAGCUAGGAGUUGGUUUGGUGGAAAAGAUCUCCACCAGGGGCAAUUUUGGGUUUUCCUCCUCCCUGCCUGAGACAAAACCAGAGAAUCCCACAACAAACCCUACCCAUUCAUCGUCCUCUCUCCUCGCGCACCACCCUCCGCAUCCCGCCGCCGCCUGUGCCCUGGCUCCUCCUCUGCGCCGGCGCCGCCGCCCCCGCCUCCUCCUCUGCGAUGCCGCCCCCGCUCUGCCUCCUCCCGUGCUCAACGCCAGCUCGCCCAUCCCUGGUCCUCCCCAUCGAGCUUGCCGCCGCCAAGGCCGCCGCUGCUCCUCCUCCCCGCCCUCUGUCGGUGUUGGAGACAACGGCGAGGUUUGGAGCAGCGGGGGACUUCGUGCCUCUCCCGAGCUGCUUGGCGUGGAGUCCGUGGUUGAGCUCCUCUCCAUCAUCCUCUUGUCUGAAGCCACCAAGGUCGUCAUCGUCCUCACCAACCAUGACCAGACAAGGUCCCCCGCUUCCUGCUUCUCUUGGCUGGCCAGCCCUGUCUCAUCCACAGCCUGCUGAGGGGAGAGAAGGACAUGCUUUGCAACCUCCAUCCCUGGCCCCUUUACAUGGAGCUGCGGCUAGCCAGGUUCAUCUUCCUCUGGCCCAUCUCUCCACAUCCCCUUUGCUGAUUCGAGAUAUGUUUUGUUUCUAUGCAUAUGAACUGUUUGAGGAAAUGUCUAAGCAGGUUGCAUAUGUACAGUUUGAGGAAAUGUAUAAGCAGGCUGCAGAUAGAGGAGGGCCAUCAAUAUCUUUGAGAGAAGCUGGUGCCAUUGAGAAACAUCUUUGAGAGAAGCAGGCACUGUAGAGAACAGGUACUUUACAUUGGGUGAGAAAUUUAUUCGUGUGAUGGAUUGAGCAGAUUGUGACAUUUGUCUACAUUCAUCUCUGAAAUCAAGUUAUAACUCAGAUCUCAUUCUACAUGAGCUACCGUGAAUUUUAUCCUUUCGCACUUUAGAUUGUUGCUAUAUGGAAGUUGGUUGAGAUUUCGUGUCACAAUUCCAUGAACAUGUUUGUCUUGCCUCCAUUAAUCAUAGAGAUCUUGGUUGAUAAACUGUUUAUUUAUUGGAACUAUAAUUUGUUGAUUUUCUGUUCAUCAAAUUUCUAAUUAUGAUAUUGUAAAUAAUUGUUCAAAUAAAUUUAUGUGGUAUUAUGAGAAGAUGAAGCUGAAUAUGUCUAGACGUGUAUUUUGGAAUUCUAGAUCUGUCCCACAUGGCAAUCUUUUAAACAGGUAGUUUUAAAAAUGACAACCGACAAGAAGAGUCACUUCUACCUUGCAAUAUUGAGCUCAGAUAUGAUGCAUAUUUGACUCAGUAAUCUGUGUGCUUAUAUGUAACUUUGAAGUUUUAUUUUGUAGCCUGAUGGUGCUACUACAAAAGUGUGACUUGAGUAUAAAAAUUGCAUUCUUUGGGAGAGCCCCCGCAGGUGCAUAUUUAUUUGUUGGUUUACAUCAAACCCCAUCGAAGCCAUGUUUAGACCCAUGUUUAGUUUUAUGUUUUUCAUAUUUCAAGAAGCGGGUAGUGGCUAAAAAACUACCUGUAGCAGGUAAUGGCUUAAAAUAUCACUGUGUAUGUGGAAACUAUUAUUUUUCUUAUGAAUUUUAUAUGUAUAUCUUCGCUCAGUUAUGCAGGUUGCUUACUACUAUUUUCCAUUUUAUGCUCGCAUUUAUUGAGUCAAAUUGACACAAAGAUUUGUGGUUAUCAUGCAAAUCGAUUGCUGUCAGGUAAUUAAAGCAGAGAUUGGUUGCUUGCCUAUAAAAGAUGACAAGAUUGAUGCAAAAGUUGUACAUGAUCAGCUUUUUUAUGACUUUGCUAUUAAAGGUGCACUCGUGCAGCAGGAUGUUAUGGCUCUAGGGAAGGAGGUAUGGCCCUGCAAAUGAGAUGGCACGUCUCUUGGUGAGAAAACAGGAGACAAGGACGAUUUAGUUGGAAUCAGAUAAAAAAUGGGCCUCACAACUUCAAGAGCAACAUUAAAGUGUCUUGAUAAAGGUUUGGCAAGCUGGCCUCAAAUUUAGAGGUACAGACCGUAAACUUACUUGCAGCAUGCCAGCAAAAGUGGUUUCUGCCCUCUGAAAUUGCAUGCUGACAGUGACCGGUUGGUCCUUCUCCGCCACUUUCAGUGUUUCAGACAGCCAUAUCCUCUAGCAAAUGCCGGUUGGAUUGGCUCAAGGAACAAAACCAGAUGAGAUCUCUACUGCAAAAAUUCUUUACAAUGGGAAUAAAUAUCCAAGUUGUUAAUUAAUUUUGUUAUCAGAUUUCCCCAAGAAUGUUGAAACCUAUGUCCACAUGGUAUGCAUACAAUAGAUUGGCAUUUGGAUUUUGGUGUUCUGACUAUGAGGCUUUCUUUCCUUGGUUGGACUAGGAGCGGAACAAUACAUGAGCCUCUUUCAGUAUGAGUAGAACAUGGCCUCAUUUGGUAAGCUCUCUGUGAUACUAGACAUUCUCCUUGUCUUUCAAGCAUUUCUAGCUUAACCCUUGAACCAGUUUGCUUUUUUAAUUUAAGCCGUCUUAUGUUAUUGACAUCUUCUCUGAUUUUCUCUUACACAUUCUGUUCUUACUCUACCAUUGGAUGCUCUAAAAUUAGAAAGGUUUGUCCUUAGUGUUCCUUGUGCAGAAGGUUGACGUAGCUUCUUUUGCAUAAGAAAAACGGUAAGUGCGUUUCUAUGUUUAUGAGACCGGUUUAUAAAUUCAACCAUAAGAUUCUUCAUUAAAAAACAUCCUGGAACAAAUCCUGUAUUGAGGACCUGAGAAUGAAAAACGCCCCUUUGGUAACCUUGUCUCGACGAUUGUCAAUUCGCGGUUAUGAAAAUUAUGCAGUCAACUCAAACACACUUUUUGGAUUUUUCUUAUGGAUAGACUUAUUAUAAGAGAGAUGCUGCAACACAUGUAUUUCUGGCUCUGCAGAAAUAACUAUUUAUUCAGAGAACUCAACAAGGUCUUUAGACCCGGGAUAAUCCUUGAGUUGAUGCAUAAGGUCUUCUACCAAGCGAAAAGAAGAGUAUACAAUGGCCUAGAGGCCUGGAUAGCAAGAUUUAGAUAUCUCUUUCUCUUUGUUUUUAUUUGCCUCUUUACAUAUCAUCUUAUAUAUAUAUACACUAUUUUCCUAUUGUUGACCUUUUAGAAAAGAUUUGCAAUUGAUACAAAUGCUCAAAGGAAAGAAAUUUCCUUUCAGUUGGUUGUUGUUGUCAAUGUGUUCUUAUUUUCCUUCGGUUGGAAGAUAAAAUCAUAUAUGAGUCAUUUAUUUGUUUGACAGCUUUGAGACAAAAAUAUAAGAGCUAUGUUUCCUGCGACUUUUAGUUGUCUGUGCCCACCUAUUCCUAUGCAUCUAUUAGUUAAAUGAUAUUUUAUCAUAGAUGGAUAAAUGAACAAGCGACCUGAUAUGGUUGGUUUUUAGAUUUCACGUUGCAUGUCUGUGGGAAGAGUAAUGCAUUAAGCAUGGCAUCGGUUGCAAACCAAGUGUAGAUCCAACUAUUAUGCGGGCCACUGAUAUGUUACCUCUUACCAGACUAUUUGAGUAAGUUUUGCAAUUUCUGCUGGUUUGUUAACUAUGGCAGCAAGUACACGUUCCACAAAUGAGGAUGUUUUGAAGCCUUUUCAUGUACAAACAACAUAAGUAAAAAUAAUAACACCAGCAACUUUAAGGUGAGUAACAAAUUGCAAGAAAAUUACAAGACGUGGGCUGACAAUAUUUUGUACAACAGAAGAAAUAUACAAGUGAGUUUGGGGCACUUAACACUUACUGGUUCAGUUUUGGAAUUUUAUCAUCAUGAUUAAUGAUGUCUCUUUGUUAGUAAUAACACUUGAUAUUUAGUUUAUGUUUGGUCCUUCAGCCGGAUGAUGCAAUCAUAAACCUCUUGAGGUGCAGAAAGUUAGUUUAGGAGUUUACUCUUUGUGUCUUUUUUCCCUUCUUGAUAUUCCAGAUGUUCUUCAUCUGAAACACAUGUAGUCACUGUAUACCUGAAUCAUUUCCAUCUAUCUAGAACCCAUAUAUGUCUUCACUUAGUUUUGCAUUGCAAUUAACAAGUUGUAGUGCCCAACAUGGUUACUGAAUUAAAAAAAUGAGUCCUUAUGCAGAUUACAAAUUAAUCGUAUGGACUCUGAGCUUGUUCAGGUAUUACUGAGGGAAAACAUCUAUUUUAUGAAUUUAGGUUUUGGAGGUUCUGUUUGCUAAAACUAGAAAAGUAGCAGUCUUGACGUGUUUUAUCUUCUUAUGCGUCAAUGGUAUUGUUUGUAUUUUCUAAAUCAAUCUAUAUCUCUGUCAGCAUAUUUUCAGAUGCACUUAUGAGCUCUAGGCUUUAUGAUAAGAUGAGCAUGACAGGGAUAUGACGAUGAACCGGCGACCAUGGAAUUUGACAAGGGCUUCAGGAUAACAUCCAAACUCGACCUGAGCCUUUUUCCCCUCUGGCUUCUCCUGCCAGGACUGAGAAUGUGUGACAGAUUUUUUUUAUUAACAUUACAGUUGAAGUUUCAGUGUUGCUUCGGUUCGGUUGCAUCUCUGUUGUGAGCAGAUAUAUAGUACCAUAAAAGCCCUUGUUUAUCUUUGGUUAGUUUGUGUUCAUGGAAAUAAAAGGUUGUCGCAAAACUAUUGCUGCUUCUGUACCUUUUAUUUCUUAAUCCUUUCUUUGUUGUUCUUGUUCUUCAUACAUCGAUGUAGAAAUUCAGCCUCUAGGAUCUUACCAUGAUAUUCAUACGUAUUCUUGUUUCUGGCUAUUUAUGCCUUUUGUAUGGUUGUUUCUUUCCUUUUAAUGUGUAUUUAUACAUGAAAAAAAAGGAUUAGUGCCCAAACGUUGUGCUUUCUCUAAUUUGUUGUCCCUUAUACCUGCUUCUGUGUUGGUCCCUUUUUCCCGUUUCUCGGCAUUGCUUCUGGGUGUUUGUUUCUUGUUUUAUUAUUGAGUUAUUUUCAUGGAAAAAAUGCCUCGGUGCGCACACGUUGGUGUUUCCCACCUUUUCUUUGUUACGCUUGCUUCUAUUUGGUUGCUUCUUGGUUGUGAACAAAUAAAGCUCUCAGAAGUCUUUGUUUCCCUUUAAUUAGUUUUAUUCAUAGAAAUAAAAGGUUGCCGCACAGCAGUUGCUAUUUCUAUACUUUCCCUUUCUUAACUCUGUAGUGUUGUUGUUGUUUUUUGACCAGCUUUAUUACUUGUGCAUUGUGGUUUAGAUGUUGGUUUAUUUCUUUCGCUUGCAUCUGCUUGGUCGUUCUUGUUCUUCCCUGGAGUGUUUUUCUUGAUACAUCUGUGUACGAUUUCCAGCCUCUAUGAUUUACAACGGUAUUCUUACGUGUUCUUAUUUGAUGAUCAUUUGUUGGUUUACCGUUAUGCUUACUUCACAAGGUUAUGAGCUUACUCUUGACUUCUUUGUGCAAGGCCUAUGAGCUUUUAACCUAUGUGGAAACAUUCCCGGUUCUUCACAAGGUAAUGUCAGCAUCUCUGUAUAAGUUAGAUCUGAUGAUCCUUCAAAUGAAAGGUUAUAUAUGGUUAUCUGACACCUUCUGCUUCUCUAUCUGCAAAAUUAUUAGUUAGAUUAUUGAUUAUUAGGGCCAAUAGUCGUUCACUUCAUCAUUGGGUAAACGCAUUAGCUGUUGGCAUGUCCUUCUGCUCAAACUGGAUAUAUCUUUUAUUUGAAUGCAGGGUUUUCUUUACACAAAAAUUGUGCCUUCACCAUGGACAAAAAGAUUGCCAUGUGGUGGUGCUCAUGGGUAUGCGGGCCUGACAUCUUCAGCUACGGAGGUACACCGUACACAGUACACAGUCGGCCUGAGCGACGAGCUGUUCGAUAAGGCAGCGUCUGUGGUGGCUGCUACGAGCUCUGGUGCCUCGGUAGCCCAACCAUCGUCUUGACGGCGACCGACUUCUGCCCACCCAACUUUGGACUUGCGGGCGUCUUUGGUGGCCGGUGCAAGUUCCCCAAGAGGCAUCUCAAGAUGACUGAGGUCGCGUUCCUCUGGGUCACCAAGGCAAAGUCCCAACAUUAUCCGGAUACAAUUUCGAAGGGCUGGAGGAGAAGAGCAAAAUCACAGAGGUGCAGGUUCUUGGCUAGGUGGUGUGAUGUGUUAGAGUAGGGUGGCCUAAUGGCCAGAGGGGAUCUAGGCGUCCUGACGGCCAGUGGAGAUCGUGGCGCAGGUGCUACAUAGGGAAGAAGGUGCUGCCUGGAGAUCUAGGCGGCAUGAUGACCAGAUGAAUCUGGGUGACCUGAUGGAUCGAGGCGGAGGUGCUGCCGAGGUGGAAGAUAGAAGAGGACAGUGAUAAGAUCGUUGGACAGUGAUAGGAUCGUUAUUGAAGACCACAAUGUUGGAUCGCGAUUCGGCAAAGUGUACCGAUGCAGUUGUAGGGUGGAUCUUGUUGAACUUUAAAAUCCAGCACAUAGGGAACAUUGACAAGCUUGUGUUGAUGGGAAAGGCUUCUCCACAGCCAUGGUAAUGGUGGUGUGCCCCCUGGCAGUCCGAGACCACAUACUUCGGAGUACGGAACAACAGCCACUGUGCUGCCCAAUUGAAGCCACCGGGGCUUGGGCCAUAGCUCCUGCGUUUGCUUGGUAGUUAGGGAUGCAGCGACGGUUGCUUGCCCAAAUCAAACUGCAGCCACUAGGACAGAUGGUUGACAGCUGGAGCGAUGAACGCUGAUGGUGAGCACAAUGAUUUGGUGUUUUUCGCUAGUGAAACUGAGGCAAAGGAAUGAGGAUGCCUCUGGUUGGAGGAAACUUGAAAGGAUAUAAUAAUAUCCUCACGUGAAGAUGAUUUUUGGUGAUAUACUGCUGUUGAAUUUGCUUCUAUCUGGAGAGACUUAGGUGCUGAAGUAGACUUGUUUUAUAGAAAAGAACUUCCUCUGAGGUUUCAUUUUUGUAAUCCAGUUGAGUAGAAUGGCCGCUGGCAUUGAGGUUGUGACGGAUAAAGGAGAUGAGCUCAUUGCAACGGUGUUCUGUUAGCUACAUGUGUAUUUCCUUUGUUUCGACACUUAUCUGUUCCGUUUAAGCAUUUGUUCACGUUAUGCAAGCAAUUAUGGGACAACACUUGUUUUGUUUCUGUGGAGUAAAAGUGUAUUGUAUUCUGAAAUACUGAUUUGUAUUUGAAAGAGAUAACUAGCUACUUAUUUGGUAUCAA
Lolium perenne is the source of this 10099-nucleotide messenger RNA. Lineage: Eukaryota; Viridiplantae; Streptophyta; Magnoliopsida; Poales; Poaceae. The record is from RefSeq and is a predicted model, not a curated record.